Neoarius graeffei (lesser salmon catfish) is the source of this 5842-nucleotide messenger RNA. RefSeq names its product zinc finger protein 846-like. Gene Ontology annotation, cellular component: chromosome. Gene Ontology annotation, molecular function: chromatin insulator sequence binding. Gene Ontology annotation, biological process: regulation of transcription by RNA polymerase II. Bases 255 to 1304 code for a protein of 349 amino acids. Lineage: Eukaryota; Metazoa; Chordata; Actinopteri; Siluriformes; Ariidae. The record is from RefSeq and is a predicted model, not a curated record. The transcript has 2 exons.
GACGUAGGGCAUCAGGAUGGAUCAGGCAGGUCCGAGGAGCAGAAGAGGUCUCGGUCUCAGGACUGACGUAACUCAGAAUUUACAAACCUUUCACAAAGUGAUCACUGCAAACUCGAGUGUCCUUCGACUCGGCUCCCUUCCAUCGCAGCGAAAGGUUCACAUUUGCCAGUAUAGAAAUAUUUUAUUGAUGGAUUUGUGCUCAGAAUAUCGGGACGCUGAACAAAUCCGUGACUGGCCUUCAGAUAUAACUGAAUAUGAAGCUGAGAAUAAUGGAUUUUGAGAAGGAGGCGAGUGACGGUGAAUGUGAGCAGACCACAGCAGGAGCAACUCUGUGGGUGAAGACCACCAAGAGACAACAUUAUUCCGUCAUUGUGUUGAGUGAAGUGGAGGAGUCUGAAAGGGUGGGACACGUUUGCCGAGUCCUCAAAUAUCAACCAAAGUUAGUUCGCUGGUCAAAUGACAUGGAUUUAAAUGUUGAAAAGAUGUUCAACCUCGCCACUGACCAUACCAUCAAAGAUAUUAAAGAAGCCUCCAGUAAAAAGCAUGUUUGCAAAAUCUGCAGUGUGGAACAUACGUACAGAGCUGAACUUAAGUUACAUAUGGAGGAUCAUAAGACCUGCAGGAAAAGCUCUCGAUUGAGCAGUCGAGUAGCUGGAAAUGAAAACCUUGGCUGCGAGAGAGAGGCACGGACUUCCUCGGAUCAGGCGGAUUUAAAUCCUAAGAGCUCGCAACUGGCAAAUCAUGACGCACAGUUUCCGCAGAUCAAAAAUUACGUGUGUAAACUCUGCGGUGUGGAAUAUGUCCGCAGAGCCAACCUCAUAAGUCACAUGAGGAUCCACACGGGAGAAACGCCGUACACGUGCAAGAUCUGCAGGAAGGGCUUCAGACGCAGUGACUGGUUAGCAAAGCAUAUGAAUAUGCACAGAGACAAAAGACAGGCGUCUUUAGAUCGCAGGAAGAAGCGGCACGCUUGUGACUACUGUGAGAAGACGUACCAAAGCAGAGACGCUCUCCGAAGUCAUUUGCGCACACACACUGGUGAGAGGCCUUACCAAUGUGCUAUAUGUGAGAAGCGUUUCUACAAUGAAGGCUCCCGUAAAAUGCAUUUAAGGUGCCACUCAGAAGACCGGCCAUACACAUGCUCAGAAUGCGGACACAGCUUCAAGCGCUCGGGGACUCUUAAUAAACACAAGCGCAUUCACACGGGAGAAAAACCCUAUUCAUGUAGCAUCUGCAGGAAGAAGUUUCGUUACAGAUACAGCGUGUCAUUGCAUAUGAAAAGUUCCUGCUGUCGGGACACAUGAGAUGUAGGAGUUCUUUUAUUUAACUAAUCAUACUAUCAUAAACGACAUAAGCAAAUUUGAGAUACUGAAACAACUGAAAGCAUUUUGAGGUGUUUGUAAUGAUUUAGGUACAACCCCAAUUCCAAAAAAGUUGGGAUGCUGUGUAAACUCUAAAUAAAAACAGAAUGCGAUAAUUUGCAAAUCAUGGGAAUGUAAUUGAAAAUAGUACAAAGAUAACAUAUCAAAUGUUAAAAUUGAAAAAUUUUAUUGUUUUUUGAAAAAUAUAUACUCAUUUUGAAUUUGAUGUCAGCAACACGUUUCAAAAAAGCUGAGACAGGGCCAUUACUACUGUGUUGCAUCACCUCUACUUUUAACAACACUCUUGCCCCUUUUCCACCAAAGCAGUUCCAGGGCUGGUUCGGGGCCAGUGCUUAGUUUGGAACCGGGUUUUCUGUUUCCACUGACAAAGAACUGGCUCUGGGGCCAGAAAAACCGGUUCCAGGCUAGCACCAACUAUCUGCUGGGCCAGAGGAAAGAACCGCGGAGUUGUUAAGACCAACAACAAUAACAAGACCGCGAAAGAUCGCCAUUUUUAAGCGACGAGAAGCAGCAGCUGUACAAACGCGAAGUCAUCCAUUAUUGUUGUUGUUGCUGCUGCUUCUUCCGUGUUGUUUUUGCUUCGAUAUUCGCGCCAAGGUUUAUGCAAACGUAGCGACAUAACUGACGUAUACAGCGACGUAACUGACGUAUACAGCGACGUAAUGACGUGUCUUUCCUUAGCACCGCGAGCUAUGGAAAAGCAAACUGGUUCUCAGCUGGCUCGCAAGUUGAACAAGUUGUGAACCAGCACCGGCCCCGAUUUGGUGGAAAAGGGGUAUCUGUAAACGUUUGGGAACUGAGGAGACCAGUUGCUGUAGUUUGAAGGAGAAAUGUUGUCCCAUUCUUGCCUGAUAUACAAUUUCAGUUGCUCAACAGUUCGGGGUCUCCUUUGCUGGAUUUUGUGCUUCGUAAUGCGCCAAAUGUUUGAAAUGGGAGACAGGUCUGGACUGCAGGCAGGCCAGUUUAGCACCCGGACUCUUUUACUACAGAGCCAUGCAGUUUUAAUACGAGCAGAAAGCGGUUUGGCAUUGUCUUGCUGAAAGAAGGAAGGCCUUCCUUGAAAAAUAUUUUGUCUGGAUGGCAGCAUAUUGCUCUGAAACGUGUAUAUAUCAUUCAGCAUUAAUGAUGCCUUCCCAGAUGUACAAGCUCCCCAGGUCAUGUGCACUAAUGCACCCUCAUACCAUCACAGACACUGACUUUUGAACUGUGCACUGAUAACAAGCCAGAUGGUCCCUCUCCUCUUUAGCCUGGAGGACGUGGUGUCCAUGAUUUCUAAAAAGAAUUUCUACUUUUGAUUCAUCAGACCGCGGGACAAUUUUCCACUUCGCCUCAGUCCAUCGUAAAAGAGCUCGGGCCCAGAGAAGGUGGCGGCGUUUCUGGAUAUUGUUUAUAUCUGGUUUUAAAUUGCAUUUGUGGAUGCAGUAAUGAACUGUUUUCACAGACGAUGGUUUUCUGAAGUGUUCCUGAGCCCAUACAGUGAUUUCCACUACUGACACGUGUCUGCUUUUAAUGCAGUGUCGCCUGAAGAUCACAGGCAUCCAGUGUUUUCAGCCUUGUCUCUUGCAUACAGAGGUUUCCCCAGAGUCUUUGAAUCUUUUAAUGACAUUAUGUACCAUAGAUGACGUAAUCUACAAAUUCUUUGAAAUUUUACACUGAGGAACAUUAUUCUUAAAUUGUUGUGGUCUUUCACAGAGCGGUGAACCCCUCCCCAUCUUUACUUCUGAGAGGCCCCUCUUCUUUGGGAUGCUCUUUUUAUACCCAAUCAUGUUACUGAUCUGUUACCAAUUAACCAAAUUAGGUUUUUUAGCAUUACACAACUUUUUCAGUCUUUUGUUUUUCCUGUCCCAACUUUUCUCAAAUGUGUUGAUGACAUCAAAUUCAAAAUGAGCAUCUCAUCUCAUCAUCUCUAGCCACUUUAUCCUGUUCUACAGGGUCGCAGGCAAGCUGGAGCCUAUCCCAGCUGACUACGGGCGAAAGGCGGGGUACACCCUGGACAAGUCGCCAGGUCAUCACAGGGCUGACACAUAUGGCCCUUUUCCACUACCCUUUUUCAGCUCGCUUCAGCUCACUUCAGCCCGACACGGCUCGCGUUUCGACUACCAAAAAACAGCACGACUCAGCUCGUUUCAGCCCUGCUUAGCCCCUAAAACUCGCACCGUUUUGGAGUGGGGCUGAAGCGAGCCAAACCGAGCCGACUGACGCUGGGGGCGUGAGCAGACACUCCCCUGUGCACUGAUUGGUGAGGAGGAGUGUCCUCACAUGCCCACACACGCCCCGCGAGCACGCUGGGAUCUGUAAACACCGCAAAACCGGAAGAAGAAGAAUUACGAAUUACGAGAAUUUCUGAAGCCUUAUGCGCCUCGCCUCAUCUAUACACUCUUGCCAGUAUCUGUCCGCGUUGUCGGUGACAACAAGCCACAGCACCAAGACCAGCAACACUAACGACUCCAUGUCCUCCAUGUUUAUUGUUUACUAUCCGGGUUGUGAGACUACCGCUUAAAAGCUCACUGAUGUCACUGUUUGCGCCGCUUAACGACAUCACGUGACGUCCACCCACUUUCGCUAACUCCACCCAAUGUGUCCACCCACUUCCAGCCAGCACGGUUCAGCGCGGUUGUAGUCGAAAUGCAACUCCAACAGCCCCGCUCAGCCCGACUCAGCACGGCACGGCUCAGCCGCGUUUGUAGUGGAAAAGCGGCAAUAGACACAGACAACCAUUCACACUCACACCUACGGUCAAUUUAGAGUCACCAGUUAACCUAACCUGCAUGUCUUUGGACUGUGGGGGAAACCGGAGCACCCGGAGGAAACCCACGCGGACACGGGGAGAACAUGCAAACUCUACACAGAAAGGCCCUCGCCGGCCACGGGGCUCGAACCCGGACCUUCUUGCUGUGAGGCGACAGCGCUAACCACUACACCACAAAAUGAGCAUAUAUUAAAAAAAACCUCUCAGUUUCAACUUUUGAUAUGCUGUCUUUGUACUAUUUUCUAUGAAAUAUAGGGUUUCCAUGAUUUGCAAAUUAUCACAUUCUGUUUUUGUUUUACAGGAGUCCCAACUCUUUUGAAAUUGGGAUUGUAUCUUCAUAUAAGGAAUGUCACCAAAUCCAUAUACAUUAUUCUGAAUGAAAGGAUAAUGUGCUCUAAACAAAUACAAAUAUGAAUACAAUACGGGGUGCAGCAGAAGUUUCAUAGGACAUCUGGUUGAGACUUGAGGCAUGCAUCAGAACUGGGAUCGGGCUGGAAUAAAAAAAAAUUAAUGCAAGCCGGAGGUUUUUACUUUCAUGCAGCUGUGAGCUAAUAAUUAGAUAUGAAGUCCUCAGGACAAAGAAAGAUCAUGUUCAUUAAUAUGUACACUAUACACUACCGUUCAAAAGUUUGGGGUCACCCAGACAACUUUGUGUUUUCCAUGAAAAGUCACACUUUUAUUUACCACCAUAAGUUGUAAAAUGAAUAGAAAAUAUAGUCAAGACAUUCUUCUGGCCAUUUUGAGCAUUUAAUCGACCCCACAAAUGUGAUGCUCCAGAAACUCAAUCUGCUCAAAGGAAGGUCAGUUUUAUAGCUUCUCUAAAGAGCUCAACUGUUUUCAGCUGUGCUAACAUGAUUGUACAAGGGUUUUCUAAUCAUCCAUUAGCCUUCUGAGGCAAUGAGCAAACACAUUGUACCAUUAGAACACUGGAGUGAGAGUUGCUGGAAAUGGGCCUCUAUACACCUAUGGAGAUAUUGCACCAAAAACCAGACAUUUGCAGCUAGAAUAGUCAUUUACCACAUUAGCAAUGUAUAGAGUGGAUUUCUGAUUAGUUUAAAGUGAUCUUCAUUGAAAAGAACAGUGCUUUUCUUUCAAAAAUAAGGACGUUUCAAAGUGACCCCAAACUUUUGAACAGUAGUGUACAUUUACGGCAUUCCUCCAAUACUGCCUGGUCAGGAUUGGGCCACUGGUUUUCAGAAAUCGAUCCAAAUAAUUUUGUUUGGGAACAUCAUGGGUGGGUACAAGCUAAAAUAGUAAAAGUGCAAGUGGCAAAAACAGUCUCAUGCACAUCUUUAGUUGAGACCAGUUCUGAACUGGAGCGAUAUAGCUGAGGUUGAGGAACGGUCAGAGACGCUAUUGCGGCCUCUGCAAGCGUGUGUCCGUGUUGUCUGAAGGAGAAAGGAGGAGAUCUCAGUGUUGUGACUAUAAAAAGUCUGCAGGGGUGAGAAAGGAAGGACUGGGACCGUGAGUGACGCCUCUAUUAAAGAGAAGAGUGAGAACGUGGGCAGAACAUGUGAGCAGAGUUGUAUUAUAAUAAGAUUUAUUUCACACUUUCCUCACUGCCUUCUUUUGUCUCAUGUCACCAAUAAAUAAUUAAUUAAUAUAUAAAUUGUGAUACAUGAUAAAAAAAAAUCAGUGCUGGACUUGGAAAGUUGGAACAUUUUACAGGUUUGCUUCUCCAACAAUGAUUAAAGAAUAACCUCCAUUCAAA